AUGGAUCACCGCGGUUCUUUUUUCUUCUUUCUGGUAGUUUUCUACCUGCUUCUGAGCUCGCAGUCGCAUUCACCUCUGGUCUCUCAGGAUGAAGAGCACCAAAGAGAGCUUGUGAGGGAGCGGAACGCGCUUCACAUGUUGAAUGAGUCUAAGUAUGGCGACUUCGAUCCGGGGACCGACCGAUGGCUCCCAUUUUCGGGUGUCAGAAAGAACGAUAGCUAUGCUUGGGAUCUUCUGCCAGAUGUUCAGGAUAGAGCUCGGUUUCAGCUGCGGUCCACCAUGGCAGAGGCGGGCUUGAGGCCUCCCAAGGCCCUUGCCGUGCCUGACGCUUUCUCCGGUCUUAACUUGACCCAAUUACUCCUCCCAGUCUAUCGUAAUGCGACCGGUAAGCUGCGCGGAGAAUGGGUACGCCACAAACAGAACAAACAACAUGCCCUGUUGAACACGACUGCAAUUGCACUGGAGAACGAAUACUUCACGCAUGAGUUCAGUCACAAUGUUACGGGGGAUAGUGGCACUUUCUACCUUGAUCUCCGGGAGGGCGGUGGUGAGGAAGUCCAAUUGCCCGAGGGCCAGGUUCGGGAGAUCCGAGCAACUUUGGCUGUGGAGAGCGGCGAUUUCUGGGGUAACACCUGGUAUCUGUCGCUGUAUGGUGUUCAUUUCCCGGAGACGGGCGCUAUCAUCUUGACUACAACCAGCGAGAAAUUUGGUGGCGUAUUCGCAUUACCGCAUCUGAUGAUGUCGCCAGACGCAUACAACCUCACCCACCAGCUUCUCGUCAAAUCCCUCUCGGACACUAUAUCUGAGAAGCAGAAUCGGCCUCCUACCCUAUUUCCUUGGUCCUCACUUGUCGGGACGGAGCAGGUGGAAUACCCUGCUCCAAAAUGUGAACAUAUCGUCUACCUCCAGCUGCAUCCCGUCGCGAUCCAUGGCUACCUUACAGAUAAAACGAUCAUCGAGCAGAUAGAACAAGAGCUGAGAUAUCCAAUGGGAGCCCCCAUUCCGUCUCCUCCGCCCCUAGUCAUGUCAGCCGUCGUGUUCUCGCCUGAUUGUGGAUACAUUCUAGAGACUAAGGGAGCUCCUGACUUCCCACCGACAGAAGCACUCUAUCUAUCGGGGCCGAAAAUGGAGGAAUUUGGCAAAUUCUCUGCUCGCAUCAUCUUUAUGAUCUCGGCCUUUUCCGUUGGCCAGAUCGCUUUACUGUUACGUCAAAUCAAAGAAGCAUCCACGCCAUCUACUAGGAGCCGGAUCAGCUUCUACACGAUCGCGCUCAUGGCGUUCGGCGAUUCAUUCGUACUUGUUUUCAUGCUACUGGAGCUUUAUCCGGCCGUUUCCUUCCUUGUUAUGACAACAGCAUCCUUCUUGACCUUCCUCUCGGUCAGUUAUAUCGGGAUGAAAUUCAUGAUGGAAAUCUGGGCAGUCCAGGCCCCGGAGCGAAGAGAACAAGAACGUCGACCGAAUCCUACUACGCGAUCAGGGAACCUUCCACUCCCUGCUACUACGACUCGAGUCACCGAUACUGGCGCAACGCCUAUCAUUUUGACCCCCGAUCAGGAUCCGCCAUCAGAGGAAAACGAACCUCCUGCGAAUCGGGGCGCCACGCCGACUGCGCAGGAUACACGAGGUGAUGUCGGUGCCAUGUACGCCCGGUUUUACUUUAUCUUGUUUGUCCUCCUCAUCAUAUCUGUCUGGUCUUUCAUUUGGCCAAACCGCAUGGGAGCCAUAUAUGCUCGAACCCUCGGAUUUAUAUAUCUAUCCUUCUGGGUACCCCAGAUAUAUCGAAAUGUUAUGCGCAAUUGCCGCAAAGCUCUGCGCUGGGAAUUUGUGGUUGGCCAAAGUUUCCUUCGACUCUUUCCAUUCAUCUACUUUUUGACUGCACGCGGGAAUGUGCUUUUCAUUCGACCCGACUCGACCACAGCCCUGGCACUGGCUGGCUGGGUGUGGGUUCAGGUCUGGGUAUUGGCUAGCCAGGACAUUCUGGGACCUCGCUUCUUUGUUCCUAGUGGGUGGGCGCCACCCGCCUAUGAUUAUCACCCCGUGCUACGCGAUAGCUCUGGAUCCGGCGAUGAUCUUGAGUCUGGCGGAGUCCUUCCAAUCGGGGCCUUGAGGGCUGACGAGCGGGAAUACUCCAUGGAGGCCAAAGAUGAAGAUAAGCAGCGGGCGAAAGAUAAGAAGAAGGCAGUAUUUGAUUGUGCCAUCUGUAUGCAAGAAAUCGAGGUUCCCGUCCUUGCAGCUCCGGGCGGUGCUGGCAGUAGCAGCAUGACGGACGGGGCCACGAGUCUCCUCAGUCGACGGACAUACAUGGUCACCCCAUGUCGGCAUAUCUUCCAUAGUACCUGUCUCGAGAGCUGGAUGCGACUUCGAUUGCAGUGCCCAAUUUGCCGAGAGUCUAUUCCACCAGUUUAG
Messenger RNA from Aspergillus luchuensis, 2406 nucleotides. RefSeq names its product ubiquitin-protein ligase dscA (gene dscA). Bases 1 to 2406 code for a protein of 801 amino acids. The transcript has a single exon. Lineage: Eukaryota; Fungi; Ascomycota; Eurotiomycetes; Eurotiales; Aspergillaceae. The record is from RefSeq and is a predicted model, not a curated record.